Molecule: messenger RNA, 519 nt
Organism: Zeugodacus cucurbitae (melon fly)
Lineage: Eukaryota; Metazoa; Arthropoda; Insecta; Diptera; Tephritidae
Product: protein CTLA-2-alpha
Exons: 2
Coding region: 57-410 (117 amino acids)
Source: RefSeq, a predicted model, not a curated record
UGAUAGACAACGAGCAUUUCGUAAACUGCCGUACAAGACUCGCGUCCAAGAACAAAAUGAGCACUUUCUUCAACUCGCUACACCGCCAGAGCGUACUCCUGAUUCUGCUUUUGAUGAUAGUUGCGGCUUGCAGCAAAUUCUGUGUAGAGGACGAUUGCAGCAGUCAAAGAUGGCAUCUAUACAAGGUUGAAUACAAAAAGCAAUACAAUUCGCAGCUCGAGGAAGCUCAUCGCCGCAUUAUAUUUUGCAAAAAUUUACGCAUGAUCGAUGCGCACAAUGAGCGUUAUAAGCGGGGUGAGGUGACUUUCGAGAUGGGCAUUAAUCAGUUUGCCGACAUGAGUCAUGAAGAAUUUCUCCGCUGGCUGCAUACUGGCAGCAGAGAUAACGGCAGUAUAUUAUCAAGUUUAUAGAGCAGUAUUGCAGCGUUUGUGUGCCAGCUAGAAACAUACUAAUUAAUCUAUUUUUAUACUAGAGUGCAUUGAGUUCAUACGAAUAAACUUUUUACUAUUUAUAAUUACA